AUGGCUACUGCUGGUUACACACGUCCUCAGAAUUACUCAUCUAUUCGAGAUGAUGAUGAUGAAGCAUUGGAUAUUCAAAUUGAAUCUGAUAUUAUACGAUCGUCAACAGGUGACGGUGUUAAAAAACUUCAUGGUCAAGUACAAGAAGUGGUUGGUGUAAUGAAAAAGAAUAUUGAUCGAUUACUAGAUCGUGAUGUUGCAUUGAACAAUCUGAUGACGCGUGACGGUGUUAAAAAACUUCAUGAUCGUGAUGUUGCAUUGAACAAUCUGAUGACGCGUGCGGAUGACUUAGAAACAUCAGCAUCAACGUAUAAUCAAACAACAAAACAAUUACGACGAAAGUAUUGGUGGAAAAACACACGAACAAAUAUUUGUAUCGCUGGUAUUGUUAUUGGAGUUAUUCUCUUCAUCAUUAUUAUAAUUGCAUUUAGUCGUCGAGGAAAGAAUUGA
Adineta ricciae is the source of this 450-nucleotide messenger RNA. The record is from the annotation of a GenBank genome assembly. NCBI's taxonomy places the organism in Eukaryota, Metazoa, Rotifera, Eurotatoria, Adinetida, Adinetidae.